ACCUGGAGAGCCAACCUCUGCAACAGGCUGGCAGCGGAAGGAGGAGCCAGGGAAAGAGGAGCCACGUCUGAAAGGGGCUCGGCUGGCUCCGCCCCUCAGGGGUAUAAACCCCGCUGCAGCAGCCGCGGCGACCCACUGCGCUCGCACCCGGCGCGGACGCGACCGCCAGACCCCGCACACCCGCCACCCCGCUCUUCUCGCCAAUGGCUGACGAACUCUUUCAGCGCAAACCCUGGGACCCCGACGCUGACUCCGAAGGCCUGUUUGACAAGCCUCCCCCAGAAGAGCCCCCCGCUGCCCGCGCGCCCAAGUCGGCCGCGGGCAAGAAGGCUGGGCGGCGCGCGGGCGGGAGAGCGCAGGGGGCCCGCGCCGGGCUGCCCCCGAAGGCCGGUGCGCGACCCCCACCCAAGGACGAGGCGCCGCCACUGGACGAGGGCUGCUAUCUCGACCAUUUCCCGCACCUCUCCAUCUUUAUCUACGCGGCCAUCGCCUUCUCCAUCACCUCCUGCAUCUUCACCUAUAUCCAUUUACAGCUUGCCUGAGCGGCCAGGGCGGGACCGGGUGGGGAAGGGCGCGAGGCGGGAAUGAGAGGAUCGUCAUUUUGUGUUUUGGAGACACGCUGUACCCCCCUUCAUCUAGCUUUUGAUGCUUUUUUUCUUCCCUGCUUGUCACUACCUUUGUGUAACUGUCCAUCAGUAGGAGCGUCCGAAGCAGCUGCUAAUAAUGAAGGAAGGGCCUGUUUGCACCUGAAGAUUAGGGGAGGAGGCAGUCAGAACCCAACAUUUAGAAUCUCCGGGUGCAGUUGAACCCUAUUUAUCGUUAGGAUAAUGUUCCUGGACCCUACAAUUUUGAGGUAGGGACAUGCGCAGGGGGCCCAUCAUUUUGUGUUUGGGGCGCGCACAGCGAGCCCAACCUUCUGUUCUAUAAGGGAUGAGCCAGACCUGAGCCUUUGGCCUUCCAGAGAAGGCCCAGUGCGGAGGGUCGGCGCCCUGGCCCCUGGCUGGGCAGGAGCCCUGUGAUGCUGCAUCGCCCCCAGGAGGAUCCAGCUGUGUCCCCGCGCUGGCGCAGUCAGAGCUUGGGGGGCGGGAGCUGGCGAACCUGAGCGCGCAGCGGACGCCGCUGGAGCUCAGGACAAGGCUUUGCUGCCGCUGUCGCUGCGGAGCCGAGCUGCGGCCCAUAGCCGGAGGAGCUGUCAUGCCAGGAGGCCAAGUGCUCGUCGCGUCCCGGACGGCUUGGGAUCCGCUGCUGCAGAGUUCCUCGGAUGGCUUGGGAUCCGCUGCUGCAGAGUUCCUGGGACGCAGGCCCAUAGCUGAUGCGCUGCGUGGGAUGAGACCUUGGGGCCCCGGUGGAGUCCACGGGAGGGCUGUCUUUGUGUCUUUGGGAACUGCAGGGUGGCUUCAUUCUGGCCCAGAGCCCUUCCAGAGCUAUGCGACCCAAAACGAAGGGGUUGGGGAAUCAGUCAUUGACAAGAAUUCGUGCUGGAAAACUACCCGAUCCCUAAGUGUUUGUCAUCUCAGACCCAAAAAGGCCUAAUGCCAAACCCACCUUAGCAGGUUAUUCACCCACCUGCAUCUCUGUUUACUCUCGAAUGUUAUAUGUCAAAACGCAGUGCUCUAAUAUUGCAUAUAUUGUACUUGGAAAUGUCUGUAAUUAUGGUACCUCUGAUGUAAUAAAUCCCUCUUUUUCAGUC
This is a messenger RNA of Manis javanica (Malayan pangolin), 1690 nucleotides long. RefSeq lists its product as uncharacterized. NCBI's taxonomy places the organism in Eukaryota, Metazoa, Chordata, Mammalia, Pholidota, Manidae. The record is from RefSeq and is a predicted model, not a curated record.